AUGUUCGAGAGGCUAAAACUUAGGUUCCGGCGAUGCAGAAGACUCAGAGCCAACCGUUUAGCAGACGUUCCAUACCCGAAUCCCACGUUGAAUUCCGCAAUCAUUUUCCAGAAUCGACACAAUCACGGUGUCAAUCUCGGGUCGCUAUUCGUCCUUGAGAAGUGGAUAUUCGAGUCGAUGUUCCAAUGUGGCGGCGAGACCGAGCAUGCGGGGAUCAGGAAGAUGAUGGAUGCAAUUGGCUACGAAGCCACAGCGGAGCGUCUCCGGAAACACUAUGAGAACUACAUGGCUCACAUUGACUGGGACUGGUUGCAGAGCAUCGGUGUCACCGCGGUGCGUUUGCCUGUGGGAUACUGGCACAUCAACAACGGUAUGUACACGGCGGGCUUUGUCUUCGACGACGUUCGUCUGGUGUACAUGAGUGCUCGACCAUGGGACUACGUCAGAGCCUUGAUACAUGAUGCCAGUCGCAGAAACAUAGGUGUAUUGAUCGAUAUGCACGGAUUGCCCGGUGGAGCCAACAGCGAACACCACAGCGGCGAAGGCGUUGACGCCUCAUUCUUCAAGAGUGGCCGGAACAUGGAUACCGUCUGCAAUACGAUGAUUCCGUUCAUUGUGCAGGACCUUCGUGGGUUCCACAACGUUGUCGGCCUACAAGUCGUCAACGAGGCCGUCUAUGACUAUGCUGCAGAGGGCCAGAAGUACUACUACGAGCGUGCCGUCAACGCGGUGCGCGCGAACUCGGUCUGCCUUCCCGUCGUGAUCUCCGACGGGUGGUCGCCCGACCAGUGGUCCAAGUGGAUUAACGACCGCGGCCUCUCCAACGACAUAGUCAUCGACACCCACGUCUACCGGUGCUACUCUGACGACGACAAGUCCAAGUCUGUACAGCAGCUUACAGACGACCUCAAAGACACGGUCCGCCUCGAUCGCGACGCCGCAGACUUCGUCGUGGGCGAGUUCUCGUGUGUUUUGGACGCCGACUCCUGGGCGAAGACGUCCGGCGACCGUGACCAGCUCAUCAAGAACUUCGGCCACGAGCAGGUCCGUGUCUUCAACAGCAACGCCAACGUCGGCUGGUUCUUCUGGACUUACCAGUUCCAGCAUGGCGACGGUGGCGAGUGGGGCUUUGUCCCCAUGGUCCAUCACGGUAACCUCCCCAGCAGGCCCCGCCUCUCCAUCCCCGACGUCGAGAACCGUAUCCGCCAGAUGGUUUCCAACCACGUCUCCUUCUGGCGCGACAAGGGCGGCGAUCGUAUGGAGCACUGGCGGUUCGAGGAAGCGGUGCGCCGCACUGCUGCGGAUAUCCUUGCCUUCGACCGCUUCGACCAUUCCCGCAUUGGACGCGUACACUACUGGCGUUCCGUGCGCCGUGCCCAGUAUAUCCGCGAGCGUGGCGACAGCGACUUGAUGUGGGAAUGGGACCAAGGCUUUGACCAAGCUAUAUCUGAGUUCAACAAGUUCUAG
Molecule: messenger RNA, 1467 nt
Organism: Eremothecium gossypii ATCC 10895
Lineage: Eukaryota; Fungi; Ascomycota; Saccharomycetes; Saccharomycetales; Saccharomycetaceae
Gene: MRX18
Product: 17-beta-hydroxysteroid dehydrogenase-like protein
Exons: 1
Coding region: 1-1467 (488 amino acids)
Biological process (GO): glucan catabolic process
Cellular component (GO): cell surface; extracellular region
Molecular function (GO): glucan endo-1,6-beta-glucosidase activity
Source: RefSeq, marked provisional